Messenger RNA from Odontomachus brunneus, 1291 nucleotides. Its product is annotated as corepressor interacting with RBPJ 1. Gene Ontology annotation, biological process: negative regulation of DNA-templated transcription. The record is from RefSeq and is a predicted model, not a curated record. Gene Ontology annotation, cellular component: nucleus. The coding region runs from base 80 to 1186 and encodes 368 amino acids. The transcript has 6 exons. NCBI's taxonomy places the organism in Eukaryota, Metazoa, Arthropoda, Insecta, Hymenoptera, Formicidae. Gene Ontology annotation, molecular function: transcription corepressor activity.
CGUAAUUACGUGUUUGUUGGGACGCAUUUAUAAAAUUGCUACUUGAAAUUGCGCGGAAGAAAACUCUCAAUUUGUGAAAAUGGGAAAGGGAUUCAAUAAUUACAUGUGCAAGAAAUUCUUUCAUCCAGCGUCACGAGAUAAUUUGAAGCGAGUAUGGAUGGCAGAACAGCAAGCAGAAGCUUACAAGAAAAAACAGGAGGAACUACGAGUUCAAUAUGAGAAGGAACAAGAUCUUCACAACAACAAAGCGCUACUUAGUAAAGAAAGCAAGGAUAAACUCAGCGUAAACUUCAUGUAUGAGCCACCUCCUGGAGCAAAGAAAGAAAGGGAGAAAGAGGAUAACGAGCCUGAAUAUAAGUUUGAAUGGCAACGAAAAUAUAAUGCUCCAAGAGAAAGUUAUUGUAAAGGUGACAGCGAAAUUCGAGAUCAACCAUUUGGCAUACAAGUAAGGAAUGUACGCUGCAUUAAAUGCCACAAGUGGGGACAUAUAAAUACAGAUAAAGAGUGUCCUCUGUAUAGCCAAGCAAUGAGUGUUGUAAUGGCAAACAAUUCACAGGUACCAUCUGCCCCAGACACUAUGACACUCGUACAACAGAUGCGAGAAGAUGGUUUGGCUUUGAAAAAAUCUGCACUAGAUGCACAACAGCACUUACAAGUUCCAGAGAACGAGGAUCUUAUGGUUUCUGAAGAUGAAGAACAAUCAGAAUUGUCAUUUCUUAAAUCUCUGUCAAAGAAAGAAAAGAAGAAAUUAUUAUUGAAACUGCAACUACUGGAAAAGAAAAAUCGCAAGAAAGGAAAAAGAAGAUUGAAAAAGAAGAAAACGAGCAGUAGCAAACACUUGAGCAAUAACAGCGAUAAUAGUAGCGGCAGCAGCAGUAGUAAUGAUAGCGAUAGUGAUAGCAGCAGCAGCAGCAGCAGCAGCAGUAGUAGUGAUUCGGAACAUUCCGAUGUAAAGGAUAGAAAGAAAAGAAAAAAGUCAGUCUCUAAAGAAAAACGUACUCAUAAGACUCACAAGCACAAAAGCAAACAUAGCGAUACGCACAAGCACAAACAUAAGGAAAAGAACAGCAGUGCUAAACAUGAUAGAGACAAGGGUCACCAUGAUAGGAAGAAAAUUAAAAUCGAAGAUAAGGAAAGAGAGAACUUGCGACAUAGCGAGGUCAAGAGAAAGUACAUGCACCGUUAAUAAUUAUUUUUGCAAGAUCUGUAAGAUGUUGAUAUGUGAUACACAUAUUUUCUCUUGUGAGAAAAAACAUGUAAUAAUAAAAAUAUACUUAUUAUGUUAACAAUC